Messenger RNA from Polyodon spathula (Mississippi paddlefish), 2025 nucleotides. RefSeq lists its product as uncharacterized. The transcript is spliced from 4 exons. NCBI's taxonomy places the organism in Eukaryota, Metazoa, Chordata, Actinopteri, Acipenseriformes, Polyodontidae. Gene Ontology annotation, cellular component: cytosol. The record is from RefSeq and is a predicted model, not a curated record. The coding region runs from base 24 to 752 and encodes 242 amino acids.
GCAAUAAAAGCUGCAAGUCACAAAUGCAGAGAGUCAAGAAAGACAGCCCUGCGAGGAUGAACUCUUUCGUGAUUUUCACUUUGUUAUGCACAUGGUCAGUUUUUGCUUCAUCUCCACGUGACAAGUGGACAUCAAAACACUGCAGUUCAGAAAGUUCUAGCCUUUACGAUGUGCUCUGGGAUGACAGUCAGGUCAUUGCUGAUAAGACACUGGAGACUGAUUUCUUGAAACAAAUGGCAAAUGGAACCCUUGAAGCAGAACGAUAUAUAAACUUUACUCUUCAGGAUAUCUACUAUUUGGUGAAAGUCACAGAGUUACUAAAGGCAUUGAGCAUUCAGCCAGAGACACACACAGAUAUAAAACAAUUCAUUCUUGAUAGAUAUAACAGUUACAAGAAAUUUGCCGACUAUGUUUUAAAUCAAUAUCUUCUCAAGAAUGCAGAUGACAUCAAACCCUCCACUGCAAUAGCAGAAUACAUUCAGAGUUACAACGAUGUAAUGAAGGAAGAUCAUAUCUACUUUGCAGUUGCUCUUCUGCCCUGUGCCAGACUUUGGCUUUAUGUGGCUGAACAUCUUGAAAUAACCAAAGGUAGCCCAUACUACAGAUUCAAGAGUGAAAACGAGGUAGGCCACCCUGAAAAGCACUAUAAGGAUCUACUGGAAAACCACCGCAGCGAAAUAGAUGAAUCGAAAGCUAAGAAUAUCUUCCAAAAACACAUGAAACAUGAGUAUAACUUCUUCAGGUCAUCAUGAUUUCUGCUUUUCUGCUUGUCAGUCAGCUUGGCCCUGACACUGAGUACAGGACAGAUUAGAAAAAUUGUUAGAGAGUAACUAUUGGGUUCCUAUAAAUUGAGUUAUAUGCUCCCACAUGUUGUUGCGACUGUUUUAAGAAAGCUAUCUGUAUUACUAUUAUUAUUAUUACUCUUAAAAUCCUGACAACUUUUUGACACUUAUAAAUUAGUUAAAGUUCAAUGCACUCUACUCCAGGCUCACAGCAGUACAAAGUGCCAAGGCACAAAGGUGUGUGGCCUGUGAACACUGCAGCAAAACCACUGUUUACAGGGUAGCGCAUGAACUGCAGCAUCUCGCCUUUUUUGUUGAGUUCUAGAACAUGAGUCGUUACUGUGUGUCAUAAAAUGGCUUGGGAGCUAUCUGCAUCCUGAUUGAAUUAUUACAGAAUAACUAGCAGAAAAAAUAAACCUAUAUUCAUUUUUAAAUAAAAAUGCAUCUAUAUCUUAAUUUAAAAAAAAUAGUAACCCAUUUUAUAAUAGCAAUACGACAUGACAGGGUGUUGGUUGUGCUGGAAUAACUACACUUCCAGGGGCUGAAGACACUCAACCUACAGCCUUGUGCCUUACUACACCCCUGGGCGUGCGGUUAUUAUAGUGUAACCAACACCCUGGAGUGUCUUACUGCUUAUAUACUUCACGUGGGUAAUAAUAAUAAUAAUAAUAAUUAUAAUAAUAAUACCCAAAUAGUUACUCUUUAAAAUUCAGGGGACUGAGGCAGUAAUUAAUGUUUUGUGCAUCAGGCCAACUUUUUCUUUAUAUCUGAAUUAGUAAUUGUGUUAAAUAUUUAGCAGGUAAUGAUUGUGGCAUGUGGCAUGACAAGUGGCAUGUCCGGCACAUUCAUGGCCAUCCUUUUGCUUUUCUACAAUUGCUUUAUAAAUAAUUUGAACAAAAACGAUUGCAUGAAUUUCUAAUGGGAGGUACUGAUGUACGCAGUGGGUGUACAAGUGCUAUUUUUAACAUGAACAUUGUUUCUAAUACAUUUUUAAACAUUUCUUAAAAGUAAUGUUACCAAAACAAUAUUAUUUUUUCUAGAACCUUGUUUGGCUGUAUUGUUUACAAAAUAACAAAACUGUAUUUUAACUUUUCCUAUCUGGUUUCUUCUUUAUUAUUAUUUUUAAUCACAAUAUAAACACUUGAUUUGUUUCAAACUUUUUCAUAUAACCUUCACUUUCCUUUUACUUACAUGUAUUACUAUUUUACAUUUCAGAUAGUCUAAAUAAACUUUGAUUUCAUUA